This is a messenger RNA of Pocillopora meandrina, 6432 nucleotides long. The record is from the annotation of a GenBank genome assembly. NCBI's taxonomy places the organism in Eukaryota, Metazoa, Cnidaria, Anthozoa, Scleractinia, Pocilloporidae.
AUGAGUGCAGGAGAUGACAGAAAAGAACUAAUUCUGAAAGGAUUUAAGUUGUAUCCUUCAUGCGUUAAGUACACUAUAAUUUUUCCUUAAAUUUCACUCCAUUCUCACGGAGUUACUUAGUUUGUCAGUUUCUAGUCAGUCUCCCAUCAGGGUUGGUCGUUUUAACCGUCCUCAUUUCUGAGCAUGAAAUUUCUUGGAUCAGCGAGUCGGUAAUGAAUCUGUUUCUAUUAAUUUUGUGGCUAGUACGAAUGUUUGGUUCUUAAACGCAAACUUUUAAGUAUCUGUGUUUAUCUGUCGAUAUUAAAGCGUUAUCUAACUACAUGUAUAUAUUAUGCAACAAAUAAUAGUUGUUACUGAAACUAAUACUCAUUUUUAACCGUAGACGCGCUUUUGGAAAGGAUCAAGUUUCCAUCAGUAGACCUUACCAAGUACAGCGUGCGACUUCGUAAAAUCUCGAUUUCCAAGCAAAGCUUAAGGUUUACGAAAAGAUCGCUUUUAAAUUGGACUUCAGAAAUAUGUAUGCAAUUUAGCAGCUACGUCUGCGUCAGGUAAUUGUAAUACUGUAUCGCCUGGAUAAUGUUUUAAUCAUUUCGGUGUGAAACGAAUGAGUAAUUGCUCGCACUUCGGAUCGAUGAAUUUUGUCAAAUAUGGCGGAGUAUCCAUUUUGUAGUUGCAUUAUUUUGCCUCAUAGACUGAGAGAUAAGCGAAAAAUUUCUUGACAUAUGUCAAAUAAGUUCAGCCAGCUGCCUUUAAUUGUUGUGUCUAAUUCCAAAGAAAGAAAACUGCUGAUCAAAACACAUCUAUCAACUUCCAAACAGCAUGACUCAGAAUUUUGAUUUGGUGUAAAAGAGAGAGAAAUUAAACCCGUGUCAAUUACGUGCCAUGUUUUAAAUGAAAUGCGUAAUCGUUAUCCUUUCCCAGAGAGAUAAAUGUCAGUGGACUAAUAACAUAUCAAAUUUUUAUUGGCAGCUGUCAGUUCAGUUAAUUACUUAUUUACCAAAAUCUUUAAAAUACACUUAUUUUGUCUAACUGCAAAGUUUUAAGUUAUUUUAUAAGGUUUGCAAAAGUAGCAAGGUUUCCUUCAAACCUUUCAUCAAUUUUUUUGUAAGGAAAAAUGAAUUGCAAAAUUUGUGGCAAGCAUUGACUGUAACUUUGAGAAGGGACAAGUGCAAAUGUUGUGAAAGAAUUCUAGACUGAAAGUUUGUCUCAUAAGCUUUGAAAAGUAAUUUUGAUGCAAUUUGAAGUUUGAGAAGAUGCGUGAAAUAGUUUAGUGGUAUUUACUUCCUAAUCUAAAAGUAGAUAACCUUGAAGGCGUACUUAAUGGCCAUUCAAACUCUGAAUAUCCUUUCCUAUUCAACCCCGAGGAUUUUCAUCUGAAAAUAUUGUAAUCAAUGCAGGAAUGAAUGAGUCAAAAAUAAUUUUUUCCCCCCUAAAUUAUCUCACUGUUUUAGUAUGUACUAAAACAACUGUUCAUCUCAGUGGCAAGGGGUUGAUAUUUACCACACUGCUUCACUGCAUGGUAAAUUUCCACCACUAGCCACUGAGGUGAAUAGUUAUUACUUGGUAACUUGGGAAAGCUUCGAGGAAGUUGUUCUAUUGAAGGGCUUUCAUAUAUUUGUGCUAAAAAUUUACAUAAGAAUCAAAGCACAGUAGCUUUCAAAUAAAGGGGGUAAGUCUCUAUAGAAACUGAGGUGCUUAAAGAGUUUAAAGGCUGAUGUUUCAAGCGUUAGCCCUUUGUCAGAGCAACUGGACUGUUGUUUUGUUUCCCUUAAUUAUUAUGAUCUAGAAACUGGAUGAAUCUGCGAGAUGCUGACUCUGGUAAAGUAUUAUGGCAGGGGAGUGAUGACCUGUAAGUGAAAUACUAUCCUAUUUAUUUACUUCCUCAUUCUCUUAUUAAGUAACUUAGUUUGCAUGUAAAUCCAAUCUCUUGUUGUCAUGGUUUAGAGACCUUUUCAAGAUGCAAGUUUCAGAGAAGAGCACAGAAUGCCUUAGGGCUUCUUUCUUUUUCCAUUGAUCCCUGAGAAUUAGUGGUAUUCUUGGUGUAAAAAUCAAGAAGAGGCAAGCAUUGGGUCAGAGAGACAUCUACAGUCUCUACCCCAGUAUCACUGGGAGUCCUGUGUCAGUUAAAGAAAUAGAUUCCUUCUUGUCCUGUGUCUGUUCAGUAAUAGACCAUGGAGGGUGCCAAAAUGUGGCAAGAACAAAAAAGUGUCACUGUAUUCUGAAAAGACCCAUAUCAACAUGGGAUCUCUUUGUUUUGUACAUUGAAUAAGAAGAAAAUAUAAAUGGUGAAGUCAUUUAGUAUGCUUCUGUCCUCAAAAAAAAAAACAACAAGUUACAACCAGUCAAUAUAGGUGUAUUAUUCAGCUUAUUAUUUACACUAUACUAAAGGAAUAUUUAAAUCAAGGUCUUUGGGUCAUUGUGAUGGAAUCCUUAGUGUCUCACAUCAUAUUUUUAUUAAGAUAUAAAGUAUUUUAAGUCAAAGGCUAAACUUAAAGAUUCUAAGGUCUGCAGUCAUAAAAUUUUCCUGUUCUUUUGGUUGACUUGUAACUGUUUUGAUGGUCAUUUUUGUAAUAUGUUUCUGCAGGUCAGCUCCAGGACCUGAGCAUGAGGGUAAGAUGCCUUUUUACUACUCUCAACUGGGUUGUGAUUAGAAAAGUGAAUAGAUGUAUGAUCUAAACUGAGUAGGCAGCUGAAUGGAAAUCUGCUUGUGUAGCAAGCAUGGCAUGUUGCAGAGCAAAACACCCUUACUGGGGGGUUGGGGUAUGCUCCCCCAGAAAAAUUUGAAAUUUGAAACUCUGAUAGGUGAUUUGCAGCAUACUGUAUUUGGAGAACUUUUUUUAGCCAGACAUUGACAUUCUGAGUUACAUUACAAUUCAGCUAGCAAGUUUCUGCAGAGUGCAGGUUUCUAAUGACAACCCUGGUUUAGAGAUCAAGAGAAGUUGUAAACAUUAUUACCUUACUGAAUUUUAUUUUCAGAUAAUACCAUCCCAGCCUAAGUGCCCUUUUAAGUGUUGCCUGGAGCAUAUUUGUAUCUUGUUAUUUUCGGUCUUCCUGUAUCUGGUGGUUUCUUUUUAACAAUGUCUUAGUUAAAUAUUAAAAAUUAAGACUAACAAUAACUCAGUUUAUAAAAUUCCAACUGCCUUUGCAGCAUGGGAGGCACAAUUAAAUAAAUGAUAACUUUCUGCUUUGAAAUUACCAGUGGUGGUACCUUAUAGUUUUUUUUCUUUGUUUGAUUAUCAGCAAGAGUACCAAAAAAAAUUUUAAAAUGCAAGGCGGUCUCCAGAGAGUUAAACUUUUCUUCUGAACAAGAAAUGACAAAAUUCAGACUUGAACAAAAAGUCAUGUUCAAAGGGAAGUGUUUAGAAGGUAAGCAAGCAUAAUUCUAGUGUGCGUAACGUAGUUUAUCAUGACUGGAAAUGUAUGAAAAUCAUAUAUGUGCACUGUGGUGAAGAAAUGAGAUAUGAACGAUCCUUGCUGCUAUGAACGCUACCAAACUAGUAGUUGAAAUGAGACCUGAAAAAAUUUCAGGCCUGUAUGGGAUUUGGACCCAUGACCUCUGCGAUACCAGUGCAGUGCUCCACCAACUGAGCUAACCACCACCCAGUUGGCUUGUUAGCUCAGUUGGUAGAGCGCUGCACUGGUAUUGCUGCCUUAAUAUUGGUAGGAAUUGCCUUAAUGAACCACAAACUUUUUCUUGUUUUACCCCUUUUUGGUGCCAGCUACAUUUUGUGAUCUGUCUUUACAGAAUGGUAUUUUGAUUUUGGAUUUGUGAUCCCAGCAUCAACAAACACAUGGCAGUCACUCAUAGAAGCUGCUCCUGAAUCACAGAUGAUGCCUGCACAGGUUCUGAGGUAAGUCUUACUUCUUUGCUGUGAUAUCAAAAACUUCAACAUUUUAGUCAAGGAAUCCAACCAAGGAUUUUUAAUGUCAACCAAAUCCUUGGGGUUUCCUAUAUCUGUCCUAAAAUGAAUUCUUAUCAAACUUUUGAGCCCUUGACAAGCAUCAAAUUCCUCCCAACAAUAUCACCGAUGAAUCAAACCUUAAAGUUAUGAGAACAAAGGAAAUGAUCAUUAUUAAAGAAGCUCUUGAUUAUAUUAAAGUUCACAUGGCAACCAGGUGGACAAUCAGACAUAGUUUGAUGCUACUCUGGUUUAAAGAUUUAAUGAAUGUAACUGAAGAAGUUACAAUUCAUAGACCCAACGUUUCGACACUCCCAUCUAGUGCCUUCAUCAGGGAUGAUCUAAAUGCUGCAACAAGAGGUCUUUUUAUAUAAUCACUAAUUAGUGGCCUUUUUUCUGAUGAGGUGUAAAUAGGCAUCAGGAAGCAGACUGCCAUUGUCACGAUUUAAAGGAGCAUGGGCAGAGUUAAUAUGCCAAGCCUCCAAACAAAGGCGCUGGUCAAAACGUUGGGUCUAUGAACUGUAACUUCUUCGGUUACAUUCAUUAAAUCUGUAAACCAGAGUAGCAUCAAACUAUGUCUGAAGCUCUUGAUUGUUUAACAAGUUCUCCUUGUUAGCAUGUUAGGAAAUGUAGAGAGCAUAGUAUGGAGAAUAUACAUACUGAUGUUUGGGUGUAAAGGGUUAAACCCUGGUGUUACAUGUGUUCUAACCAAUCCUUCUCUGAAGAUGAAAUGAUGCUUAUAGAGUAUGGGUAUGUGGUCUCUUUCAGUGGCAACGUGGUGAUUGAAACAAAGUUCUUUGAUGGAGACCUCCUUGUCAGCACGUCAAGAGUGCGAGUAUAUUAUGUCUGACUUGGACGAAGAAAACCUUUUUCUAUACUCUAACUUUGUAAAGUUUUCGGGAUGCUUUCCAUUUGUCAGAACUGGCUAUUCCAACCAUGGUGUCUGUAAAUGUAAAAGGUCCAUUCCUGACCUAACUGGCACCCUCCAUUGAGUAUGGCCAGUUUAAGCCUGUUUCUCUUGCAGACCAUUCAUGAAAUGCCCUGGAUGGUGUGAAAAUAAUUGUUAAAACUUCUGGCAUGAAAAACUUCUGGGAGAAAACAACUCACAUGCCUUUGCUCAAGAGAAGUGAACUUUCAUUCUCCAUUUACACUGGCUGGAACUGUUUCCUACAUUCUGGCCAGAGCUGGUAAAUGGAAAGCACCGUCAAUGUACAGUGUUAUAAUCUUUCACCUCCAAUCUAGUCAAUGAUCACUUUCACCCGUGUGUUAAUAGCAGACGCUUCAGUGGGAGUUGUAGCAUGAUAAGAUUGCGAUAUUUGUUUUUCAGUCCUUUAAUAUCAGAUGAUUACUACAAUUUUCAAUUGAGAGAGGUACAAAUGGAUGUUUGGCAACCAUGUUGUGACAUUAAAAUCAUAUUGUUGUCAUGAGCAAUUGGCCCCAUUUCCAGUGGCAAGGUGUUGUGUGUACUCUAUGGUAGAGUUUCAUGUUUGAUGGUUAGCCACAGUUACUAAGGGAUGCAUGGAAGGUUGCCUGUGAUAACACCUUAAUUUUAGGGUUAAAACCCAGUCACCAAGCUUUUAGUGUGCAUCACUCAAUGGAUAACCAUAGAAUCAUUAUUCAAUUUUACUUCGUCAAUGUGAUGUUCAAUUGUUAUGGCUGUGAAUAAUUUUAAAAGUCCUUUUGUUGGGAUUGUCCAAUGGAAAUUCUCUGUCAGUAGGCAUCUUUUUGGGGUUUUCUUUAAGAAAUAUGGUUCAGGAAAUACUGUAGAGUAAUGGGAUUGUAUACUGUGUGACAGUUCCACAUCUGAAUGUGGAAAUGCUAGGUCAUUGGACUUGAGUCAGCGAGUUCUGUGCAGCAAGCAGAUAAUAUUCUGAUCUCCAUUGCUAAAUGAAACCAGUUUUUUGAUUUUCUCACUUGUGUACAUACACUAAAGCUCAGUUUUAGAAAUUCACACAUUUUAGAUCCAUACAGAUCUGCAAAGUGUCCACAUUUGAAUAUGUACUCCUGAUGUAAUUAGUAAAUGGUAAUGAAAAGAAACAAAGGGAAAAAAAAAAGAAAUCUAGGAGGAGAAAUGGUGGUCUGCCUCCCCUUUGGAUCUGUUGUUAUAAGAAACAGAAACUUUCUGGGAAAGCAAAUGCAGCAGAUUUAGCUUGCCAGUUAGAUUUAUUUAUUAAAAUGCAUCAAGUAGUUUAGCUUUGCCCUGCUCAACUGUGGUGGUUCUUGUGAGAAGUGCAGGUUUUCUCCCUGGUUGGUAAAGCUAAAUGUGUUUCAUCCCGUAGAGUGGUCAUGUCAAAUGAUGACUUUUUAAUGUAAUUGCAACAUAGAUACUUGAGCAUUUGCAUUGCAUACAUGCAAAACUGUGUGCUAUGUAAUUUCUUGAUUUUGGUGUCAUAUUUUUCUGUGAUAAUUGAUUGAAUUGCAAAUUUGUGAUUACUUUGUCAGUAGUACAGCUGGUAGUUGUUGAUAGGAUUGUAUAACAGCUGUAAAUCAUUCAUUUUGCCACAAUAAAAGAGAACUUUGAGACACAUAGGCA